UAACAUGAUAAAUCUGAAGGAAGGCGCACAUAUACUCUACGAUUUAUUUCUAUUCAUUGGCAUGACGAUAAUUUACUUCAUCGAGGCCUUAGUGUUGACAUUAGUUCCUCGUCGAUAUCGAGCAAAAUCAAUUAAGGGUGAAAUUGCUCUUGUUACGGGCGGUGCCAGUGGAAUUGGUAAACUAAUUGCAAUUAAACUCGCCAAACUCGGUGCACAUGUAGUCGUUUGGGAUAUCAAUAAAAAAGGUCUUGCGGACGUUGCAGAAACCAUAAGAAAAACUGGUGGAAAAUGUUGGACAUAUUAUUGUGAUAUUGCUGACAAAGAAGAAGUGUAUCAAACUGCGAAAGCAGUACAAAUUGAAAUCGGUAAUGUAAAGCUGUUAGUGAAUAAUGCUGGAUAUGUAUACGGAAAGACUUUUAUGGAAUUGCCUGACUAUGAAAUUGAACAAACUUUUAAAAUAAAUAUUUUAUCGCAUUAUUGGAUUACAAAGGCAUUUUUGAAAGAUAUGAUGAAGAAUAAUCAUGGCCAUAUUGUGACAAUAGCAAGCGUAGCUGGACUUUUAGGAAUUUAUAAUUGCACAGAUUAUUCUGCAACGAAAUUUGCUGCUAUUGGAUGUCAUGAAAGUCUUUUUACUGAGCUUAAAGUACAUGGAUACGAAGGGAUUCAUAUGACUUUAGUUUGCCCUUAUCUUAUAAAUACAGGAAUGUUCAAUGGAGUGAAACCUAGAUUGAUGCCGAUGCUUGAACCAGAACAUGUUGCUGAAGAGGUAGUCGUGGGUAUACUAACAAAUGAGACAUUAAUAGUAUUACCUACUAUCCUAAAAUAUUUAUUGCCGUUUAAAUGCUUACUACCGAUGAAGAUAAACUGGGCAUUAAUGUAUCACAUUCUGAAAGGACCACAGAUCAUGAUGACAUUCAAAGGUCGUGAAUCAAGGGAGGCAAAAAGCAUAGCAGAUAAUAAUAGUGGUGAUAACAUUAGUACAAUGAGUUAUAAAGAUAUAUGCAUGCAUUAAAGUUAUACAAGAUAGGAGAAAAGAUAUAUAGAUAUAUUCUUUUAUCAAUAAUAUAUAAAUUUUUAUACAUAAACGAUAGAAUAUAUUUUGCAGUUAUCUCUAUAUAUGUACACAUUAUUAUUAUACAAGUUUUACAAAAGCUGUGAGCAAGUUUUACAAACGCUUGAUUAUACAAUACGAAAAUUGUGUAAUUU
Pogonomyrmex barbatus (red harvester ant) is the source of this 1206-nucleotide messenger RNA. Its product is annotated as estradiol 17-beta-dehydrogenase 11. Gene Ontology annotation, molecular function: oxidoreductase activity, acting on the CH-OH group of donors, NAD or NADP as acceptor. NCBI's taxonomy places the organism in Eukaryota, Metazoa, Arthropoda, Insecta, Hymenoptera, Formicidae. The record is from RefSeq and is a predicted model, not a curated record. Gene Ontology annotation, cellular component: lipid droplet.